Messenger RNA from Penicillium cosmopolitanum, 645 nucleotides. RefSeq lists its product as uncharacterized. Lineage: Eukaryota; Fungi; Ascomycota; Eurotiomycetes; Eurotiales; Aspergillaceae. The coding region runs from base 1 to 645 and encodes 214 amino acids. The record is from RefSeq and is a predicted model, not a curated record. The transcript has 3 exons.
AUGGUGCUUGGGGUUGUCAUGAUGGCAACUAUGCUGCCAACCAUGAUUGGCCUGAACGAGGCAACUCAGGGGAGCCGCGAUCAGGAGGAGAACCGACGAACCACAGAGCGUAAACAGCGCGUUCACCUAGUGGCCACCUGUUCGUUAAGCCAGGGCACUCCCGAAUUGCGGCAACAGAUUCAGAAUGCCAAAGUCUAUGUGGGUCUGGACGGGAAGUUUUAUAUGACGAAACACCCGAGUUCAUCUAUGGUCCCCUUCAAUGGAGGAUUCUAUCAACAUCCCGACUUUCCUCCCAAUAAUACCUCUGGCAUGGUGACCAUCAGCGGAGAGGAAACCCCCCACACUUCGAUGGGUAUUCCUCGACGCCCAAACGCACGAGAUGCGUUGGGGUGGCCGCCCCGACAGUCAAGAUCACGUAUCUGGACUAAAGACGAGCAAUUCGUGACACUAGACGGGUGGGAAGGGUGGUUGGCAGUACGAUUGUCGGAAGAUGAGGCCCGGGAUCGGUCGGAUCAGGAGCUGGGGAUCGUCGAUGGUCAAGAGCUAUGGAGGUUGUAUUUCGACAAAAAUGACGAUGGAGCCGAUCUACCGCCCGGUGCGCAAGGGCUGGAAAUCCAACUGAAGCGAGUCAUGGCGGAGCAAUGA